Xiphias gladius (swordfish) is the source of this 1297-nucleotide messenger RNA. RefSeq names its product eukaryotic translation initiation factor 2B, subunit 2 beta (gene eif2b2). Gene Ontology annotation, molecular function: guanyl-nucleotide exchange factor activity; translation initiation factor activity. Bases 192 to 1259 code for a protein of 355 amino acids. Gene Ontology annotation, cellular component: eukaryotic translation initiation factor 2B complex. The transcript is spliced from 8 exons. Gene Ontology annotation, biological process: translational initiation. The record is from RefSeq and is a predicted model, not a curated record. Lineage: Eukaryota; Metazoa; Chordata; Actinopteri; Istiophoriformes; Xiphiidae.
CACAGCAACCGGUCGCUAACUCCGCGAAAUCGAUGCAGUACGUCGAGAGGCGGUCCACCAAUCAAAUGAAGGCGCAGCCAUGAUUACCCGGAUGUACUCCUGAAGCACUUCCUCGUCAAAACAUUUGCAUGGUAGGAAACACUGACUUGCCAUAGUUUUUACUCCGACGGCAAGUCCUGUCCACAGCAGCCAUGCCGGGCCCGGACAAAGAAACAGACCUGACGGAGAGAAUUGAAGCGUUUCUGUCCGACCUGAAGCGUGGGGGGAGCGGGACAGGGCCGCUCCGGGGCUCGGCCGAGACGGCCCGAGAAACGACAGCCCUGCUCCGCAGAAUCACAGCCCAGGCUCGGUGGAGCAGCGCAGGCGAUCUGAUGGAAAUAAUCCGCAAAGAGGGGAGGAGGAUGAGUGCAGCCCAGCCAUCAGAGACCACUGUCGGCAACAUGAUCAGACGAGUGCUGAAGAUCAUCCGAGAGGAAUAUGCCAGAUCUCGAGGUAGCAGUGAAGAGACAGACCAGCAGGAAUCCCUCCACAAGCUGCUGACCUCUGGAGGACUCAGCGAGGAGAACUUCAGACAGCAUUUCGCCGCCCUCAAAGCCAACGUCAUCGAGGCCAUCAAUGAGCUGCUGACUGAGCUGGAGGGAACAACUGACAACAUUGCCAUGCAGGCUCUAGAGCACAUCCACUCUAAUGAGGUCAUCAUGACGAUUGGUCGCUCACGCACCGUGGAGGCCUUCCUCAAAGACGCCGCGCGCAAACGCAAGUUUCACGUCAUUGUGGCGGAGUGCGCCCCCUUCUGCCAGGGACAUGAAAUGGCCACCAGUCUCUCAGAAGCUGGCAUCGAAACAACCGUGAUUGCAGAUGCUGCCAUAUUUGCAGUCAUGUCUCGUGUUAAUAAGGUCAUCAUUGGCACGCAGACAGUUCUAGCGAAUGGAGGGCUCAGGGCCGUCAAUGGGACACACACUCUGGCCCUUGCGGCCAAGCACCACUCGACGCCCCUGAUCGUUUGUGCUCCAAUGUUCAAGCUCUCGCCUCAGUUCCCAAACGAAGAGGAUACCUUCCACAAGUUCGUCUCUCCACAUGAGGUGCUUCCUUUCACUGAAGGUGAGAUUCUCUCAAAGGUGAACGUGCACUGUCCGGUGUUUGACUAUGUCCCACCUGAGCUCAUCACGCUCUUCAUCUCUAACAUUGGAGGACACGCGCCGUCAUACAUCUACCGACUGAUGAGCGAGCUUUACCACCCGGAAGACCACGAACUCUAACAUGUGUAAUUAACAAAUAAAUUAAAUGAAACGAUAAA